Molecule: messenger RNA, 342 nt
Organism: Suillus clintonianus
Lineage: Eukaryota; Fungi; Basidiomycota; Agaricomycetes; Boletales; Suillaceae
Exons: 1
Coding region: 1-342 (113 amino acids)
Source: RefSeq, a predicted model, not a curated record
AUGGAACGCACCCUCAAGCUUUUCAGGCUUGAGGACAUGCUCGUCAGCGACCUGAAAAUCAACAGCAAAGGUAAAGCUGUCCAGAUCCCCCACAAGCUGAACAAAGCCUUGGGCAAGACCAGCACCGCUCAAGGAGCCUUUUCGGACACCAACUAUGGUGUGGCGACAAGGGGCUACAUGAAGUCAAUCAAUUGCCUCGACGAGUCGGUCCUCCAGGACAUCUGGGAAUGUGCGAAGGAAAUCGCUUCGAAGAGGUGCCGCGCGGCCCCCAUUCUGGUUGAUGAUUCUGACGAUGAGCGUGCGCUCAUUUUCGAUAACUGGUACUGUCUUUUUCUGUCGUAG